CUUUUUUUUGCCAUUCACAAGCUUUAUUUAUUUUUGUUUAUUUUUUAAACCUCUCUUCUCUCGAUUGAAUCUAUAUAAUUUUUUGUUACUUACUUCCAAUGUUCCGUGUUCAGAAAUUGCUCUCCCAGGUUUCGCUCAACACUCCCACAGUUGGCAUUAUCGGGGCUUUGGCAUCGGGUGCCUCAAAGUAUUCAACAAAGCCGACGCUCGCAAAUGUGUCUGAGGAGGUCAAGGCGGCACGUACCGGAGUGAAGAAGGCCCCGAAGAGCAAGGCUGUGGAGAAAGAGACCGAGGCUGUGGCUAAGCCUGCAAAGAAGGAGAAGAAUAAGGCCAAGGCGCCGACGAAGAGUGAGCUUGUCGAGAAGAAGCUGAACUCGAAGAAAGCUCUGCUCAAGAUGCCGCCGAGCCGCGCGCCAACGGCGUACAACCUGUUUCUGAUCGCGACCAACAAGGAGUUCAGAGGCAACAACACCACCUACGACCUAGGCACAGUCACCCGCGCGAUCGCGCAGAAGUGGAGGACGUUGAGCGAGUCGGAGAAGCAAAAGUACCAGCAGAUGUCCGACCAGGAGCGUGCCAAGCUCAGCGAAGAGGUGCGUGCUUGGUGGUCGACAGUUGACCGCAGCCAAGUUGAGCUGGAGAACCGCCGCCGUCGCCGCAUCAACGCCGCCCCGAGCUCUCCCGGCGCUGCUGCUGGGCGUGCCAAGCUGCCGCUGCUUGUUGAUCCGUUUGCGCCUAAGCGCCCCAAGCCGGCGUUUAUGGUGUUUUUCGCUGAAGUGAGGGACGGGCUCGAGGGGUCGUUGAUGGAGAAGGCACGGGCUGCUGGCGCGCAGUGGAAGGCGUUGACUGAGGACCAGAAGAAGCACUAUUAUGAGAUUGCCCAGGAUCACGCCGACCAGUACAAGAAGGACGCGGAGCGCUACAAGGCGCGCUUCGCUUGAGGCGCCCGAUUUUGGACUGCAGCGCGCAAUGCCAUUGCUUGUUUUCCCACGCCAGCACAAAUGACGGGCUCGGUACUGCCAGAUCAGCUGAGCAGCAGCAGCGCGGUGGAUGGCAGCUGAUUGGGUUUUACUUUUAUUUGUUAUUUUAGAGUCACAUUGUCUUAGCAAAACAAACAAUGCUAUUUUUACAUCCCUGAGCUUGAGCUUGCGCUUGAGCUUGCGCUUGAGCUUGAGCUUG
This is a messenger RNA of Kickxella alabastrina, 1179 nucleotides long. RefSeq lists its product as uncharacterized. Bases 99 to 941 code for a protein of 280 amino acids. The transcript is spliced from 5 exons. The record is from RefSeq and is a predicted model, not a curated record. NCBI's taxonomy places the organism in Eukaryota, Fungi, Kickxellomycota, Kickxellomycetes, Kickxellales, Kickxellaceae.